Molecule: messenger RNA, 2053 nt
Organism: Dissoconium aciculare CBS 342.82
Lineage: Eukaryota; Fungi; Ascomycota; Dothideomycetes; Mycosphaerellales; Dissoconiaceae
Product: cytochrome P450
Exons: 4
Coding region: 492-2015 (507 amino acids)
Molecular function (GO): oxidoreductase activity, acting on paired donors, with incorporation or reduction of molecular oxygen, reduced flavin or flavoprotein as one donor, and incorporation of one atom of oxygen; heme binding; iron ion binding
Source: RefSeq, a predicted model, not a curated record
GUACUAUAUGUAAGACGACAAGGACGGCGGCAAGGUAACUGUACGACACAAAACCUGGACGGAUCAGCAGCCAUCAAAACUUGUUCCUGCUUUGAGUUUUCAACCAUUCCUCACGCUUUUCGAAUUUUGCUUUGGGUUACCGAAUUGUCAUAGGCAUGGGCAGCUCAAACCAAAGAUUCCCCACCCGGUGUUGUACAGCCGUAUGUCGUGUUAUCUGCGUAGGCUUGAACACGCGCCCGCCGGCUUCUCGGAGGGUUUAAGACGCCGCUCGAGUGGUUUUGAAGGAGAAGGCGAGUUUUGUACCAAAUUGUGCCUUUCUUUAGCAAGACCACUGGGCUUUCGGCUGGUACGUUCAAAAGCUCAAGAGAAUAUUGCGACGCUCCUCUGGACCUACCGUUUGCUUAUUUACCCUUUCUGUUCCAAAUCAAUGACAACAGUGACCCACGAAGCUGCCUGUCUUCCCGGUGGCGUACCCCUCGGACCUGAACACUAUGAUCUCGCAACUCGAUUUUUGGCCCGUUGCGUUCUGGACGUUUGGAAUCUGGUUUCUGGGGCGAUGGGUCGUCGCGGCUACGCGAUACUCGCGCAAAACGAAGAGCCACGGCUGCGGCACGCUCAAGUCUUACCCGCACCGGGAACCCUUACUGGGCCUUGAUUUCGUGCUGUCCAUGAGCGCUGCCUUCAAGGAGCACCGAUGGCUAUCCUGGAUGGAGGACACAUGGGCGUCGGUCGGAGCCAAGACAUGGCAGGCGCGCUUCAUGGGUUCUCGGAUGAUAUAUUCUUCUGAGAUGGAGAACAUGAAGGCCAUGAGCACCUCUCAGUGGCAGGAAUUCGUCCUAGAGCCCAUCCGCGUGGAUAACGGAGUGGCCACGCCCUUCACCGGAAAAGGCGUGAGCACCGCCGAUGGCGCCUUCUGGCACCGCAGCCGCGACUUCAUCAAACCGUACUUUGAGCGCCAGGCCUUUGCCAAUCUUGACCGCUUGCAAUUGACUACCGAUCGCAUGCUGGACCUCAUCCCGACCGAUGGCACGACCUUUGAUAUGCAAGUGCUGAUUCGACGAUGGUUCUUGGACAUCUCCACGGAAUUCUUGUUCGGCGGAAAUCGGGACUCUCUCACGUUUCCGGAGCGCGAGGACGUCAUGUUGGCCAUGGUGGAGAUCAUGCGGGGCAUCCGCGUCCGACUCACCAUGAGCAAGUUUCUGUGGCUUCACCGCGAUCCGAAGUGGUUCGCGGCCGUCCAAGCGGUUCACCAAUUCAUGGAUAAGCACAUCGACCAAGCAUUCGAAGAACGACGCGCGUUGAAGGCGUCCACUGGAACGGACUCCACCGCAGGCUCUAGUCGAACCGAUCUUUUGUGGGAUCUGACUGCCCAGUUUGAGCCCUCACAGAAGAAGCUGUUACGGGACCAGAUCACAGCCGUCUGGGUACCCAGUAAUGAGACAACGAGCAUUCAUAUCUCCAACGCAAUUUACUGUCUCGCGCGACACCCUCAAGCUUGGCAAAAGCUGCAAAGCGAGGUCGAGGCCCUCAGUGACGAACCGCUAACCUUUUCAAGGCUUCGUGGUAUGAAGUAUCUUACCGGUGUCAUCAAUGAAACCCACCGGCUCAUGCCAAAUAGCAUCAUGAUGAUUCGUCAAGCCGCUAACGACACCACGCUACCGCGCGGCGGUGGUCCUGAUGGUUCUCAGCCCAUCUUCGUCGAGAAAGGUGACAUCGCGCACUGUAACCGCUACCUGCUCCACCGCGACGAGUCCUAUUGGGGUGCGGACGCUGCAGAGUUCAAACCUGAACGCUGGGAGAAUGCCCGACCCUUGUGGAAUUUUGUGCCUUACGGUGGCGGGCCUCGCAUUUGUCCCGCGCAUGUCUUGUCAGAUGGGCAAGCAGCGUACGUGUUGGUAAAAUUCUGUCAACGCUUCAAGAACUUGGAAGCGCGUGAUCCGGAAAAGUACGUGGCAGUGAUGCGCAUCGGUCCGAGUAGCCUCAAUGGUGUGAAAAUCGCGGUGGAACGACGUUAGUUCAAGUGAUGGAAACUUGGGCGAUAUCUUGAGGUGCG